GCUGAUGUAUGGCCCUCAGGGAUCAUGUUCAAGGUGACAGGUAGUGCCAUGCCGGGAUCCACGCGCUUGCUGCCGCUCGUUUGGGCUGCUGAUGCCGCAGAUGGUGGGGAGAAAGAGCCCGAGGCCCGGUUAAAGCUGGAUGACCUGUCCCUGUACACCGCUCCUCAAAAGCCUCACUAUGUGGAGCCAGCGGCGGGGCAGCUUGAGGAGCACGUCGCCACCCUCAGGAAGUUAGUUGAGCCCUACACGGGAUGGUGUCAGGCCACCGUCGGUAAACUGAAACCCAAAGUGGAGAGUCUCGUGCAGUCCGGAAAUGACUCCUACGUCUACCUGCAGAACCAUCCCAAGGAUUUCUACGCGCAAGCGGGGAUCAUCGGCUUCACGGGGCUCCUCGGAUUGUUCCUCGCAAGAGGCUCCAGGGUUAAGAAGUUAAUCUACCCCGCUGGUCUGAUGACCGUGAGCGCCUCCUUGUACUACCCGGAGGAGGCGGUGACCAUCGCAAAGUCAACCGGGGAUUCGGUGUACGGAUACGCGGUUCGGGGCUUCGCUGCGGCGGAGAAGCUCCUCAGCCCGCAGAGCAAAGACGGAAAAGGCAGCAAGGCAGAGACGAAACCAUGACGGAUGGAUGGAUGGAUGGACGGACGGACGGACGGACGUCCCCGCGCAGCAAUAACGGAUCACGCGGCAGCAGCUUUUCUAGUACUGUAGAUGAUGGACCUGGACAGGUUCCACUCUGAUGUCUGCACUAUUCCUCAUGCUUUACUCAGGCCAGACUUUGCCUUUAAUAAUUGACCUCUGCUACGGAUUUGAAUGUAUAUUUAAUGAUAAAGAUCAAUAUUUUGCUUUGGAUAAAAGAACUUGAAACACUUUAACGGAGUCUCACGUGCUGUCUACUGUUACUUGAAUAGGACAAAAAGUACUAAAUGAAGUUACUGAGGAAAUACAAAGUAAAUAUAUUUAAAGUUUUUUCAUAAUUAUUCCUCCACUUUAAGAGUUCUGUGCAUUUGACCAAAUCCUCUUUAUAAUCUGAAAUAAAGAGUUUAAACACUAUUGUCACUUUGAAACCUCAAAGAGUAAAUGUAAGCUGAAUAAACACGCAAUACCACUG
Messenger RNA from Oryzias latipes (Japanese medaka), 1108 nucleotides. RefSeq names its product apolipoprotein O, a (gene apooa). The record is from RefSeq and is a predicted model, not a curated record. Gene Ontology annotation, biological process: cristae formation. Gene Ontology annotation, cellular component: MICOS complex. NCBI's taxonomy places the organism in Eukaryota, Metazoa, Chordata, Actinopteri, Beloniformes, Adrianichthyidae.